CCUGUUCUCGCAGUGAAGGAUAGUUGCAGCUCAGUGCUCAAUCCAGCGGCUGUUUCGUAUCAAAGAUGGGGGACGAUCUGGGAGAUGAGUGGUGGGUUCACGGUGGAAAUUCAGGUAAAUCUGAUGAGGAGGUUAAAAAGAAGCCUCAGGGAAAGAGGAAGCCAGAGGAGGGGGAGGAGGAGGAGGAGCCUGUGAAGCAACAGAGACCCGUGAAGAAGAGGAAGAAUGAUGAAGAGGAGGAGCCUGUGAAGCCUGUGAAGCAACAGACACCCGUGAAGAAGAAGAAGAAGAAUGAUGCACAGAAAGAACCAGUGAAGGAGAAUAAGAAAAACACUGUGACCCAGAAAAAGAGCAAGCAAGUCAUCAAGCAAGAUAAAGAUGCAGGACAUGUGGAGGGAAGCAAGAAAAGGAAGAGAAAGAAGAAGACCAUCACAGAUGUGCUGGCAUCCUCAGAGGUGAAGGCGGGCGUUCCAGAGGACCUCCAGAAGGUUCUCCAGGCCCAUCUGAGCUCCACACGCUCCGUCAUCGAGCAGGAGGAGCUCGUGCUGCAGGACUCAAGUUUCCUGACCUGCAAUGAUCUCACACACACCCUGUCGUCCUACAUGAAGCAAGUGUGUCCUAAGUGGGCUAAAGUACAGAAGCGACACACAGUGAAGCAGUCGCUCGUCAUCCUCAUCGCCUGCAGCUCUGCCCUCAGAGCCCUGGAGCUCAUGAAGCAGUUGGUUGCAUUCAAAGGAGAAGCCAAAAUACUGAAGCUCUUUGCCAGACAUAUAAAGGUGGAGAAGCAGAUCCAGUUGCUGAGCAACAUUGUGGCACACAUUGGAGUGGGGACUCCUGCCAGAAUCACCGAACUCAUACAAAAAGAUGGUCUGAGUCUAGAGGCUGUGAAGUACCUGAUUCUGGACUGGAAUUGGAGAGACCAGAAAUGCAGGAGGAUGGUGGACGUACCAGAGGUGAAAGUAGAAAUGUUUAAAUUGCUGGAAUCUGGAAUUCUGCCGCGCUGUCGAGAUGGAGAUACGAAGAUUGGACUCUUUUGAUAAUACACACACACACAUAAACAGACACACACAUACACACACACACACGCACACACGCAUGUAUGAUAUUCUCAGUUCAUGAACACAUUUGAAUGGUGUGCAGCUCUGUUCAUGUAUUAAAUGCAUUUGUACUUUUUUGCUAAAUAUCUGUGGACAUCCUUCACUAUUGUUCUCUGUUCUUGACUGUUCUUUAUGAAUAAUAGAAGACAGACACACACACACACACACACACUCUCACACACACUCACACACGUGUGGAGUAUGUUGUAUAUAAACACUGAGAACUUUUCUUUACAUAAAUGUCUGUGAUUGGA
Messenger RNA from Clupea harengus (Atlantic herring), 1351 nucleotides. RefSeq names its product cms1 ribosomal small subunit homolog. The transcript has 10 exons. Bases 66 to 1037 code for a protein of 323 amino acids. Lineage: Eukaryota; Metazoa; Chordata; Actinopteri; Clupeiformes; Clupeidae. The record is from RefSeq and is a predicted model, not a curated record. Gene Ontology annotation, cellular component: nucleus; 90S preribosome.